Messenger RNA from Mesocricetus auratus (golden hamster), 3567 nucleotides. It is a transcript of the gene Pigg, whose product is annotated as phosphatidylinositol glycan anchor biosynthesis class G. Gene Ontology annotation, cellular component: endoplasmic reticulum membrane. Lineage: Eukaryota; Metazoa; Chordata; Mammalia; Rodentia; Cricetidae. Bases 137 to 3091 code for a protein of 984 amino acids. The record is from RefSeq and is a predicted model, not a curated record. Gene Ontology annotation, biological process: GPI anchor biosynthetic process. The transcript has 13 exons.
UUGCGCUAGCGCGGGUGAGGCACGCCGGGAGGCCGACUUUGACAGUCCCCGGGCGUGGUGGGCUCGGCUGAGCGGUUCCGUCGUCCCUGCAAGUCCGCCAAGUUUCAGGCCACCUCUGCCUAGCGGCUUGGGCAGGAUGCGGCUGGGCUCCGGGGCCUUCGCUGCCAGCUGCGUAGCGAUUGAGGUGAUCGGGGUCGCGAUAUUUAUUCGGGGAUUCUUCCCGGCUCCUGUUCGUUCUGCUGCCAGACCGGAGCCCGGUGUAGAAACCCCGGCGCCCGAACCCAUAGCAGGAGCCAGCUCGAACUGGACCAAGCUGCCAUCACCUCUCUUCAAUAAAGUUGUUAUUAUGCUGAUAGAUGCCUUAAGAGAUGAUUUUGUGUUUGGGUCAAAAGGUGUGAAGUACAUGCCCUACACAACUUACCUGGUAGAAAAAGGAGCAUCUCAUAGUUUUGUGGCUGAGGCAAAGCCACCCACAGUUACUAUGCCUCGAAUCAAGGCGUUGAUGACAGGGAGUGUCCCUGGCUUUGUUGAUGUCAUCAGGAACCUCAAUUCUCCCGUGCUCCUAGAAGACAAUGUGAUAAGGCAGGCAAAAGCCGCUGGGAAAAGAAUGAUCUUCUAUGGAGAUGAAACAUGGCUUAAAUUAUUCCCAAAGCAUUUUGUGGAAUAUGACGGAACGACAUCAUUCUUUGUGUCAGAUUAUAUAGAGGUGGAUAAUAACGUCACAAGACAUUUGGAUAAAGUAUUAAAAAGAGGAGACUGGGAUGUGUUAAUCCUUCACUAUCUGGGGCUGGAUCACAUUGGCCACAUUUCUGGGCCUAACAGCCCCCUGAUUGGUCACAAGCUCAGCGAAAUGGACAGUAUCCUGAUGAAGAUUCACACGUCACUGUUGUCGAAGGAGAGAGAGACUCUCUCACCCAGUUUGCUGGUUGUCUGUGGUGACCAUGGGAUGUCUGAAACAGGGAGCCACGGGGCCUCUUCCACGGAGGAAGUAAGCACACCUCUGAUCUUAGUCAGCUCUGCAUUUGAAAGGAAACCUGGGGAUAUUCGACACCCAAAGCAUGUCCAGCAGACUGACUUGGCUGCAACACUAGCAAUAGGCCUUGGUUUGCCGAUUCCUAAAGACAGUGUAGGGCACCUCUUAUUUCCAGUUAUAGAAGGAAAACCAAUGAGAGAGCAACUGAGAUUUUUACACUUAAACACAUUACAGCUUAGCAAACUAUUGCAAGAAAAUGUACCAUCUUAUGAAAAAGAUCCUGGAUUUGAGCAGUUUAAAAUGGCAGAAAGGUUGCAUGGAAACUGGGUCAAACUGCACUUGGAAGAAAACCAUUCAGACAUUCUGCUUGGCCUGGGGACCAAAGUACUCAGGCAAUACCUGGGUGCCCUGAAGACCCUGAGUCUGUCUCUGAGCACACAAGUGGCUCACUAUGACAUCUACUCCAUGGCAGUAGGGACUAUCGUGGUCUUGGAGGUUCUCACCCUGUUCCUCCUUAGCACUCCGCAUGUGCUGUGCAGAAAGGCUGAACUGGAUGUUCCUCUGUUGUCACCUGUGUUUUCUCUGCUCUUUUAUUUGAUAUUUCUGGUUCUUUCGGCCAUCCAUGUCCUGGUAUGCACCUCAUCCGAGAGCUCAUGCUACCUCUGCAGCCUCCCGUGGCUGGCAGCAGGAGGUGUGAUGGCGCUUGUUUCUGCGCUGCUCUGUGUAGUUUUGUCUGCUCUUAUCAGGAUGGUCGUUGACGGCACUCUGCUGAAGAAGAGAGCAGCUCAUCCCGGCUCAGGGUGGUCAGAGGUGGGCCUCCUCCUUCUUCUGGGCACAGUGGGCCAUGUUCUGAGCCUGGGAGCCAGCAGCUUUGUGGAGGAAGAGCACCAGACCUGGUACUUCCUUGUUAGCACCCUGUGUCUGGUGCUGAGCCAGGAAACCUGUAGGAGUUGCUUUGUGGGAGAUGAGUGUGAGCCUCAGCAUCGCUUCCACGUGAAACAAGGAUGUGUGGACAUGCUUCCCGGCACCUGGCAGGACAGUGCAAGCUAUAAUACCCCUGAGCCUGGCAGGACUGGUAAAACGGUCUCCCUUCCUGAAGCACAAGGAAGCUGCAAAUGGUGGGCAGUGCUGGCUAGUCCAUGGCUGGUGCUGAUCUGCUGCCGGCUGCUGAGGUCCUUGAACCAGACCGGGGUGCAGGGAGCCCACAGGCCUGACUUCAGCCACUGGCUCACCAGCUCUGACCACAAAGUACAACUGUCAGGCCUGGCUGCCCUUUCUCUGAUUGUGAUCUUCAUGUUGGUUCAAAAGGGGUGCUCCCCUGUAUCCAAGGCAGCCUUAGCGCUGGGGCUGCUGGGUGUCUUCUGCUACAGGGCAGCCAUUGGGAUUGUGCUGUUCCCAUGGCAACCAGACAACAAAGUCAUUUCGAAGGGUAUUAUUGAAGCUCGUUUUGUUUAUGUAUUUGUCCUUGGCAUUCUGUUCACGGGUACCAAAGAUUUACUUAAAGCACAAGUCAUUGCAACAGACUACAGAACCAAGACGAUAGGUUUGUGGGAGAUACAUAGUGGAUUAGUCCUUCUGGCAGCUUUGCUUUUGCGACCACAUAAUCUUCCAGUGUUAGCAUUUAGUCUCUUGAUUCAGACUAUAAUGAGUAAGUUCAUCUGGAAGCCCCUGAGAAGCGAUGCAGCCGAGAUCACUGUAAUGCAUUAUUGGUUUGGUCAAGCAUUCUUCUAUUUUCAGGGCAACUCAAACAACAUUGCCACCAUUGACAUUUCAGCAGGCUUUGUGGGCUUAGAUACCUACAUGGAAGUUCCAGCCACUUUCCUCACUGUGUUUGGAACCUAUGUCGGGCCUGUGCUCUGGGCCAGUCACCUUGUGCACUUCCUGAGCUCAGAAGCAAACAAUGGUUCAGCACUGAGCCGUGCUUGCUUCUGCUAUGCGCUGAUUGGUUCCGUUCCAGUGGCCACAUACAUCGUUAUGGUGACAUCUCUGCGCUAUCACCUGUUCAUAUGGAGUGUCUUUUCUCCAAAGCUUCUCUAUGAAGGAAUGCAUCUGCUCAUCACGGCUGCCCUUUGCGCAGUAUUCACUGCCACAAGCCACACUCGCCACACGAGGGCUUAGGCGGAGACGGAUACUUGGAGCUGAUGUACUUUACAGUCACUGUUGGUACCGUGGAUUUGAACAUUGGAACUGCCUCCAUUCAAGAUCAUUCUGAGGGGGUGAGGGAAAGAUGUGAAGCCUAUGAAAUUAGUGCGCAACUUAACUUUACUUUGAUUGAAAUUAAGUAGUAGAUUAAUAAAGGGCCACUUUAAGUACUUAAAUAUCACACUUUCCCUCUUGACAAUCACUCUGAGAUUUCUGACAUUUUAAUUUCCUCUCGGUGGAUUGUGACUAUAUAUGUUUAGAUGGAUGGAAACAAGGGUUCUGGACCACGUCAGAGAGCCCAGAAGUCCUGUGGGAAGAGGUGUGCCUGCUACAGAGGCUGUGACCAAAGAUCUCACACUCCUAAGAGCUCUUAGAUCAGAGGUCCCCAAAAUACUUAUGUGGGUUAUGUUUAUUAAUGUUGAAAAAUUUGAAAUGAAAACUAAAUAACUUUU